Molecule: messenger RNA, 1022 nt
Organism: Hordeum vulgare subsp. vulgare (domesticated barley)
Lineage: Eukaryota; Viridiplantae; Streptophyta; Magnoliopsida; Poales; Poaceae
Exons: 2
Coding region: 44-880 (278 amino acids)
Source: RefSeq, a predicted model, not a curated record
AACUAUAAUCCAUUUUUUGCAACAUUUUGAUGUCUUGACAGAAAUGGACAAUACCGAAGUCACCGCUGCAAGUGGGCACUCCAUCAAGAGUGGGGUCAUUGUAUGGACUCCUGCAAUGACCAACACGAUGCUGGGGUUUUUGGCUGACCUUGUUGCAAAAGGAAAGAGGACUUCUAGUGGGUUCAGGGAGGCACAUCACAGACAAUGUGCUGCUGUUUUGAAUGAGCAGUUCAAACUAGCUGUCACUGCAGAACAAGUUCGAAACCAUCUCAAGAAGUGGAGGAAGAUUUGGGGAAGGGUUGUCAUCUUGAAGAAUUUAAGUGGAGCUCUAUGGGAUGAAGAUACUUGCACAAUUAGGCUUGCCGAAGAACACUAUGCAGGUCAUUGCAUGGCACACAAAGCUGAUGCCCCUUACUUGAACACCCCAAUUGAACACUAUCAUGCUAUGGCGACCAUCUUUGGGACAACCGCGGCUUCGGGGAUCAAUGCUAGGUCUGGGAAUGAUCUACUUUCUAUUGAAGUGGAAGAUGAGGAGAAUGGUGAGGUGAACACAUCACCAAAUGUUGCUGAGUCCUCUCACCCCAAAGGACCACCAAAAAAGAAGGCCAAGGUAGUGAAAGUUCUUGAAGAUCCACUAGUUACCACUCUCAAUUACGGGUUCAAACUUGUGGCUGAUGCUCUUGUGAAGUCUGGGGAUGAUGAUGAUAUACCCGCUGAACUUUGGGAUGAGGUCUGCAAGUUGGGAGAAUUUGAUGAAGAGCACCUAGCCCACUACUAUGCUCAUCUUGUUGACAAUCCGAAGAUCGCAAAAGCCUUCAUGACACUUUCCCAAACCAACAAAUCUGUUUGGGUGAGUAGGUAUGUGAAGAAGAACUUCUAAAUUCGAUAUGGUUGUAUGGUUGUCAAGUAUGUGAACAACAUGUAUGGCUGUAGUGCACUUUGCUUUGGAUAUUUGGGUGUUUGCUUUUGGAUGUGUAUGAUUGUCAAGUAUGGCUGUAGUUGUUGGCUGGAUGUAUGGCUGG